Messenger RNA from Otolemur garnettii (small-eared galago), 1307 nucleotides. It is a transcript of the gene GIPC3, whose product is annotated as GIPC PDZ domain containing family member 3. The transcript has 6 exons. The record is from RefSeq and is a predicted model, not a curated record. Gene Ontology annotation, molecular function: protein binding. NCBI's taxonomy places the organism in Eukaryota, Metazoa, Chordata, Mammalia, Primates, Galagidae. Bases 1 to 939 code for a protein of 312 amino acids.
AUGGAAAGCACAGCGGCCAGCGAGGCCCAAGAGGCCCAGACCCCACGCGCGCCCGCGCCCCCGCCCUCGCCCUCGGAGCCCCCGGCCGCGCCCCGCGCUCGCCCGCGCCUGGUCUUCCGCACGCAGCUGGCGCACGGCAGCCCCACGGGCAAGAUCGAGGGCUUCACCAAUGUCCGGGAGCUCUACGCAAAGAUCGCCGAGGCCUUCGGGAUCGCGCCCACCGAGAUCCUGUUCUGCACCCUCAACAGCCACAAAGUGGACAUGCAGAAGCUGCUGGGGGGUCAAAUAGGGCUGGAGGACUUCAUAUUUGCCCACGUUCGCGGUGAGACCAAAGAGGUAGAGGUCACCAAGACAGAGGAUGCUCUGGGACUGACUAUCACGGACAAUGGGGCCGGCUAUGCCUUCAUCAAGAGAAUCAAGGAAGGCAGCAUUAUCAACCGGAUUGAAGCCGUGUGUGUGGGUGACAGCAUUGAAGCUAUCAACGACCACUCUAUUGUGGGCUGCCGCCACUAUGAGGUGGCCAAGAUGCUACGGGAGCUGCCCAAGUCCCAGCCCUUCACCCUACGCCUGGUGCAGCCUAAGAGAGCCUUUGAUAUGAUUGGCCAGAGAAGCCGGAGCAGCAAAUGUCCUGUGGAAGCGAAAGUGACCAGUGGGAGGGAGACCUUGCGGCUUCGUUCUGGGGGGGCUGCCACAGUGGAGGAAGUGCCUAGUGAGUUUGAGGAGGAGGCGUCUCGGAAGGUGGAUGACCUGCUUGAAAGUUACAUGGGCAUUCGGGACCCAGAGCUGGCGUCCACCAUGGUGGAGACGUCCAAGAAGACAGUGAGUGUCCAGGAGUUUGCACGCUGUUUGGACUCCGUCUUGGGGGAGUUUGCCUUCCCAGACGAGUUUGUGGUGGAGGUGUGGGCCGCCAUCGGAGAGGCCAGGGAGGCCUGUGGCUAGUCUGCCCCGGGGCUGCACACAGCCCCAGCUCAGAGCCUAGCCCCCUACCUGAACCCUGCUCCAGAACCCAGUCCAAACCUGAGACCCAGCCCUGCUCCAGAACCCAGGCCAGCUCUGAGGUGAAGUUUCUCUCUAGAACCCAAUCUAAUUUGGAGAUCCAAUCCAGCUCUCAAACCCAAUCCUCCUCUAGAAUCCAGCCCAGAUCUGAGGCGACACAAUGCUCUACAGCCCAGGCCAGCUCUCAGAUAGAGUCCACCUCUAGAGUCCUGUCUGGCUCCGAGACCAGGCCCACUUCUGAGGCCAAGUUCAGCUCUGAAACACAGCCCAGAUCGGAGACCAAGCCCUGCUUUGAAGCCCAGGCCAGUUCU